This is a messenger RNA of Ananas comosus (pineapple), 1926 nucleotides long. Its product is annotated as U-box domain-containing protein 4. Gene Ontology annotation, cellular component: cytoplasm; nucleus. The transcript has 3 exons. NCBI's taxonomy places the organism in Eukaryota, Viridiplantae, Streptophyta, Magnoliopsida, Poales, Bromeliaceae. Bases 247 to 1596 code for a protein of 449 amino acids. Gene Ontology annotation, molecular function: protein binding. The record is from RefSeq and is a predicted model, not a curated record.
UUCAAACCCGUUCUCGUCAUUUCCCCUCGGCGAACCUUCCGCACUCUUCUUCCCUCCGGAAACAUACUCCUCCCAACCACCAUUUCUCUUUCCCAAAUCCCAACUCGAUCGAUCGCCAUUAACUUUAAUUUCUCGAUCCCUAGCUCCCCAUGAUCCCCAACGUCUCCUCCUCCUCCUCCUCUCGUAACAACAUUGCAACAUUGCGUUCUAAUUAAAGACUUGUUUGUUCGUAAUUAAUUAGUUACGAUGGUUUCGCUCACGGACACUCAGAUCUCGGCCUCCCAGUCCCAGAGCCCCUGCGCCUCCUCGGUCCGGAUCCAGCGCCUGCUCGGCCGGUCCAUGCGAACCGUCCGGUCCAACCUCUUCAAGAACGCGCCGGUCCGGGCCCUCGACCCCCCGGAACCCUCGGGCGCCGUGUCCGAGGAGCUCACCGACUCCUUCGUCGACGUCCGCCUCCGCGAGCUCGCCGCCGCCGGCCCCUCCUCCGCCGCGGGCAAAGCCGCGAGGGACCUCCUCGAGCUGUCCGGAGAGUUCAGCGACUACUCGAGCUUCAGCUCCGACAUCUCCGGCGAGCUGGAGCGGCUGGCGGGGGCGGCCCCCAGAUCGGACGGAGAGUUUGCGGCGGCGAGCGCGCUGCUGCUGCGGCGGCCGGAGUUGGAGGAGCCGCCGCGGUCGGAGGCGCUGGACUGGUACCCGGUGGAGAGGCUGGAGCCGGUGGUGCGGGCGUGCGUGGAGAGGCUGCGGGCGUCGGAGCCGGCGGAGGCGCGGCGGGAGGCGGCGGCGCGGCUGCGGCUGCUGGCGAAGCACCGGUCGGAGCUCCGGGAGCUGAUCGGGGCGUCGGGGGCGAUCCCGGCGCUGGUGGAGCUGCUGCGGAGCACGGACCCGGCGGCGCAGGAGGGGGCGGCGACGGCGCUGCUGAACCUGUCGCUGGCGGAGGCGAACAAGGCGGCGAUCGCGGCGGCGGGCGCGAUCAAGCCGCUGGUGUACGUGCUGCGGACGGGCACGGCGGCGGCGAAGCAGAACGCGGCGUGCGCGCUGCUGAGCCUGUCGACCGUGGAGGAGCACCGCGGCACCAUCGGCGCCUGCGGGGCCAUCCCCCCGCUGGUCUCGCUGCUCGUGCGCGGGACCACCCGGGGCAAGAAGGACGCGCUCGCCGCGCUCUACAAGCUGUGCGCCGCGCGCCGCAACAAGGAGCGGGCGGUCAGCGCCGGCGCCGUCGCCCCGCUGGUCGCGAUGGUGGCCGAGCAGCAGGGCGGCACGGCGGAGAAGGCCAUGGUCGUGCUCGGCAGCCUCGCCGCGAUCGCCGACGGCCGGGACGCCAUCGUCGACGCCGGCGGCAUCCCCGCGCUCGUCGAGGCCAUCGAGGACGGCCCCCCCCGCGGCAAGGAGUUCGCCGUCGUCGCGCUGCUGCAGCUCUGCGCCGACUCCCCCCGCAACCGCGCCCUGCUCGUCCGCGAGGGCGCCAUCCCGCCGCUCGUCGCCCUCUCCCAGUCCGGCUCCGCCCGCGCCAAGCACAAGGCGGAGGUGCUUCUCGGUUACCUACGAGAGCCGCGGCACGACGGAGGGGCCGCGGCGGCGCUCGGCUUGGCAAGAUAACAACAAGAUGGAGGGUUUCUGUGUGAACGUCGAAAGAAUGGUGUGCUUCAGAUCUUAGUCGAGGGUAAUGGGGAUUGGAAAAAGGAAUUAAGUGUGUGAUUUUUGUUCUAGGAAUUGUCUUGUAUUGUAUUUUAUUGCAUGUAGUUGGUUUGGAUUGGAUCUUCUGGUCGUUUGGGUGGGAGAUUUGGGUUUUACAGCCUCUGGUUUUGUAUUGGGUUGUAUCCAAAUUCUGCAGAUUCUCAAAUGGGGAGUCUUAUUUGAUGUAUCUGGCAAUUUUCUCAUGUUUACUUUCUCUUAUGUAUAAAAAUCUAUGGCUCAAUUUCAUGAGUA